UCCUGAGCUUGGGUGCCAGGCCUGUUUUCCCCGCAGCCAUGAACCAGGCCUUCUGGAAAACCUACAAGUCCAAAGUGUUACAGACCCUCAGUGGGGAAUCUGAGGAAGACCUGGCAGAGGAGAGAGGGAACCCAGCGUUAGUGGACUCUGAGCCGGCAGAACCUACCGAAGAGGCUUUCCAUCCCAUGUCCCAGUUGGCCCGCCGGGUUCAGGGGGUCGGGGUGAAAGGUUGGCUGACAAUGUCGUCUCUGUUUAACAAAGAAGAUGAGGACAAGCUGCUGCCACCGGAGCCCUGUGCCGACCACCCGCUGGCGGCGAAGUCCCCCUCGCAGGCGGUGGCCGCGGCGGAGGCGGAGCCGCGAGGGUCCGGAUUCUGGGACACGUUCGCCAGCAGGUGGCAGCAGCAGCAGGCGGCCGCGGCGUCAAUACUGCGCGGCGCCGAACCCACCCGGGAGCCGGACCCCGAAGCCGGGGACGAGCCCGCGGAGGAGGCCGCCGAGCGCCCGGAGCCUGGGGAGGCCGACACCGUGGCCGGCUUCAAGUGGGGCUUCCUCACCCACAAACUGGCCGAGAUGAGGGUGAAGGCUGCGCCCAAGGGUGACUAGCCGGCCGGUCCAACAAGGCGCCCGCUCUUCCCCUCGC
Molecule: messenger RNA, 642 nt
Organism: Felis catus (domestic cat)
Lineage: Eukaryota; Metazoa; Chordata; Mammalia; Carnivora; Felidae
Gene: CC1H1orf232
Product: chromosome C1 C1orf232 homolog
Exons: 4
Coding region: 39-605 (188 amino acids)
Source: RefSeq, a predicted model, not a curated record